ACAACCCACGAGCAAAAGACUCAGGAACUAUGGAGUGACGAGGUAGAAAGAGUGGUGGCAGAAACAUCUACGCAAAGGGAUAGAACACAACAAGAAGUACGCAGAAACAGUAGAAUUGAUGACUCCGACGCAGAAAUGGAAGAAAUGGAGACAGACAACAAUGACUGGAGAAGCAAGAUAGGAGAAGAAGAACAAUG
This is a messenger RNA of Acaulospora morrowiae, 197 nucleotides long. Lineage: Eukaryota; Fungi; Glomeromycota; Glomeromycetes; Diversisporales; Acaulosporaceae. The record is from the annotation of a GenBank genome assembly.